GUUUUUAUAACUCUCAACACACAAACUCACGCUCUCCGUCUCUCUCAUCCCCCGCCCCUCCCCGCCACGGCGCUGCCGUCUCUCUCACUCUCAGUCACCACUCGUUUCGAAUCUCUCCUCUCUUUGCCCCGCCGAUUUGAAAUAUCUACUUUCUCUCUUCACUCGGUCUCUCUAUAUCUCUACUCUCUCUCUCUCUCUCUCUCUCCCUCUGCUCCUUUAGGGUUUGUACACUCCUUAAUCCCCAAACCUAGGGGAAGAACUCUGAAUUGUGAAGAGAGUUGUGGGAUUUUAGAGCUUACUGCGAACAUAAAAGAAGUUGCGGAAGCAAAAGCCUAACACCACAACCACUAGAAUCACUCUUUGCAAGAUAGUUGCGAUUUUUCUUCUGAAAAAGUGACAACAAGAUGGAGGACUGGGAGGAUGAGCAAAUUCCACCAAUCCCUACAAAGGAGCAGUCUAAAAUAAAUUGGGAUGAUGAAGAUGUGGACAAUGAUGAUGUGAAGGAAUCAUGGGAGGAUGAAGAUGAACAUACAACGGCACCGGAAACUAAACCUCCAGUUGAAAGGGCUCCAAAGAAACCCGCAGUGGAAGCUGCUGAAAAGAAAGGAAAAACUGUUGAAGUAGUAAAAGAAGAGCCACUAGAUCCUGUAGCUGAGAAACUGCGCCAACAAAGGCUGGUGGAAGAAGCAGAUUAUAAAUCUACCAAAGAACUAUUUGGUGAGAGAGGAGAUGAGAAGACUCUUGAUAAUUUUAUCCCCAAAUCAGAUACUGAUUUCUUGGAAUAUGCAGAGCUCGUAUCACAAAAGCUGCGUCCAUUUGAGAAAAGUUACCAUUAUAUUGCUUUACUCAAGGAUGUAAUGAGACUGUCAAUGACUACUUUGAAAGCAGCAGAUGCAAAAGAUGUUGCAUCUUCUGUUACAGCAAUUGCAAAUGAAAAACUAAAAGCAGAGAAGGAAGCAAAUGCUGGUAAAAAGAAAGCCCCUAGGAAAAAGCCGUUCCUUGUUGACAAGCCAAACGAUGAAAUGGUUGUUACUUCCUAUGAUGCUCUUGAUGACUAUGAUUUCAUGUGAGUGUUUUGUUCCAGUCAGAAAUUGGAUUCUGCAUUUAAGUCAUUGAAGUAGGGAUAAGAUCCUCCGGCGUCCCCCUCCCCAGAUAAUCACGAGUGUUAUUGCUGUAUUUGUUCUAUAAGAAACUGUCACAUUGCCUUCUAUAUUUUAUGGUCAAUUUUGUUAGUUUUGAAUACUAGAUCUACAUUUGUUUGCAUAUACUAUAUGUUGUGCUUUUGCCCAAGUCAUUGAAAAACUUGUUACUGUCAAAAGUAUAAUUACUAUUUAUUGAGAUUUUUUUAUUCAAGUCCUUCAAUAAUUU
Quercus lobata is the source of this 1368-nucleotide messenger RNA. RefSeq names its product eukaryotic translation initiation factor 3 subunit J-like. Gene Ontology annotation, molecular function: translation initiation factor activity. The transcript is spliced from 8 exons. NCBI's taxonomy places the organism in Eukaryota, Viridiplantae, Streptophyta, Magnoliopsida, Fagales, Fagaceae. Gene Ontology annotation, cellular component: eukaryotic translation initiation factor 3 complex; cytoplasm. Bases 405 to 1070 code for a protein of 221 amino acids. The record is from RefSeq and is a predicted model, not a curated record.